Molecule: messenger RNA, 7353 nt
Organism: Paramisgurnus dabryanus
Lineage: Eukaryota; Metazoa; Chordata; Actinopteri; Cypriniformes; Cobitidae
Gene: tnxba
Product: tenascin XBa
Biological process (GO): neuron projection development; regulation of cell adhesion
Molecular function (GO): protein binding
Source: RefSeq, a predicted model, not a curated record
UAUCGUUACUGACAUUAAAAUGCGGCGCGUUACUAAAAUUGAUCUUACUGUAGUGAUUUUCAGCCGCGUAUGCUCACUCUCUCAGCCAAACACUGUUUUUCUCUUGUGUGUGUUGUGAGAAACAUAACGAAUGAUGAUUGGCUUAAUUUCCAUCGGUAGCCAACCAGAGGCAGAGUUCACAAAAAGGCCCGCCCACACGCGCAGUCCGAGGAGCGAGCAGCAGUGUUAAAAAGUCUGAGCAACUUGGUCACUUUGUCGCUAGAUUUAGCAACUUUCUAUCACUUUAGCGACUUUAUAGGACAAAUCUAGCUAUCUUUUCUGGCGUGGUUGGAGACUUUUGUAGACUGACAUGAAAAUACGCGUCGUUUUGUCUUCUCAACGAGCAGCGGUGCUGCUCCUGACUGUGCCCCAUCUCAAAGCACAGACAUGCAGCCCGGUCAUCGCGCAUCAAUCACUCCGAAAACACCGGCGACAGGGCGAUGGCAAGUACAACAAGCUCAAAGAGAACACAUUCAAUUUAUGAUACAUUUCUAAAGAGAUUGAAGAAGAAAAGAAACAGAUAUCACAAAUUUCCACAUUACCGAUGUAUUUACAUAGGUUUAGAUCAUUUCUUUAGACUGGGCGCCUCAAUCUACGUGUAAAAUGUUAAUCUCAGCGGUCUUUAUUCUCUUCAUAAUUCCCCUGUCUUCAGUUCAAGGGACACUUAGCGAAAGGAAAAAUUCCACUACAAAGUCAACGGACAACACUAUUAGUUCAAAUGUUCCUAAAUUAGUAACUGCAUUAUUAAACACCAAAAUUAAAAACCAUACUCAUGCCACUUCAUCGAAACCCAGCAGCAUCGAUCAGACUCUCCCAUCCACUGCUAACCCUGCUGUGGAUGUUGACAAGAAACAUGCGCCUUUAAAAAAUACUACAAAGUCAAAGGCCCAUAAUAGUAGUCUUGAUGUUUCAAAGCCUUUAACUACAUCUUUAAACAAAAAAGUUAAAAUGCAAACUCAGUCUGCUGCUUCUAAAACUAUCAGUGUUGAUCAGACUCUCUUAUCCACCUCAAAGCCUGCAGUGGAUGGUGAACAGAAACAUGAGAAGAAAAAUAAAACAACAGCAAAUACUGUUAGUCUCCAUUUUUUCAAACCAGUAAGUACACUUUUAAAAACCAAAACUAAAAACCAAACUAAUCCCGCACACUUAACAAUUAGCAAUGUUAAUCAGACUCUCUCAGCCUCCUUAAAGCCUGCUGUGGAUGACCAAAAACACGCGCUUUCUAGUGAGAACAAAAAUAAUACUACUAAGUCAACAGCAAAUACUAUUAACCUUAACGUUUCAAAGCCAAUAACUACACACUUAAACAAAUUAAAAAAACAAACUCUAUCUGAUGCAUCUAAAACCAUCAAUGUCAGUCAGACUCUACCAUCCUCUCCAAAGCCUUCUAUAGAUGAUAACCAAAAACAUCUAACUUCAAGCAAGAAAAAAAACACUACUAAGUCAACAGCGAAUACUAGUCUUAAUGUUCCAAAACCUGACCCAAUAUUAAACACCAAAGUUAAAAACCAAACUCCAACUGUUUCAUCCAAAACUACCACAGUAAGUCAGACUCUCUCAUCCACCGCAACACCUGCUGUAGAUGGUGACCACAAACAUGUUCCUACUAGCGAGAAAAGAAAUACUACUAAGUCAACAGCGAAUACUAGUAUUAAUGUUUCAAAACCUGGCCCAGUAUUAAACACCAAAGUUAAAAACCAUACUGCAACUGUUUCAUCCAAAACUAUCACAGUCAGUCAGACUCUCUCAUCCACCGCAACACCUGCUGUAGAUGAUGACAAGAAACAUGAACCUACUAGUGAGAAAAUAAAUACUACUAAGUCAACAGCAAAAACUAGUAUUAAUGUUUCAAAACCUGGCCCAGUAUUAAACACCAAAGUUAAAAACCAACCUCCAACUGUUUCAUCCAAAACUACCACAGUCAGUCAGACUCUCUCAUCCACCAUAACACCUGCUGUAGAUGAUGACAAGAAACAUGAACCUACUAGUGAGAAAAUAAAUACUACCAAAUCAACAGCAAAAACUAGUAUUAAUGUUUCAAAACCUGGCCCAGUAUUAAACACCAAAGUUAAAAACCAACCUCCAACUGUUUCAUCCAAAACUAUCACAGUCAGUCAGACUCUCUCAUCCACCGCAACACGUGCUGUAGAUGAUGACAAGAAACAUGAACCUACUAGUGAGAAAAUAAAUACUACCAAGUCAACAGCAAAAACUAGUAUUAAUGUUUCAAAACCUGGCCCAGUAUUAAACACCAAAGUUAAAAACCAACCUCCAACUGUUUCAUCCAAAACUACCACAGUCAGUCAGACUCUCUCAUCCACCAUAACACCUGCUGUAGACGAUGACAAGAAACAUGAACCUACUAGUGAGAAAAGAAAUACUACUAAGUCAACAGCAAAUACUAGUAUUAAUGUUUCAAAACCUGGCCCAGUAUUAAACACCAAAGUUAAAAACCAUACUGCAACUGUUUCAUCCAAAACUAUCACAGUCAGUCAGACUCUCUCAUCCACUGCAACACCUGCUGUAGAUGAUGACAAGAAACAUGAACCUACUAGUGAGAAAAUAAAUACUACUAAGUCAACAGCAAAAACUAGUAUUAAUUUUUCAAAACCUGGCCCAGUAUUAAACACCAAAGUUAAAAACCAACCUCCAACUGUUUCAUCCAAAACUACCACAGUCAGUCAGACUCUCUCAUCCACCGUAACACCUGCUGUAGAUGAUGACCACAAACAUGUUCCUACUAGCGAGAAAAGAAAUACUACUAAGUCAACUGCAAAUACUAGUAUUAAUGUUUCAAAACCUGGCCCAGUAUUAAACACCAAAGUUAAAAACCAUACUGCAACUGUUUCAUCCAAAACUAUCACAGUCAGUCAGACUUUCUCAUCCACCGCAACACCUGCUGUAGAUGAUGACAAGAAACAUGAACCUACUAGUGAGAAAAUAAAUACAACUAAGUCAACAGCAAAAACUAGUAUUAAUGUUUCAAAACCUGGCCCAGUAUUAAACACCAAAGUUAAAAAUCAUACUCCAAUUGUUUCAUCCAAAACUACCACAGUCAGUCAGACUCUCUCAUCCACCAAACAUGUUCCUACUAGCAAGAAAAGAAAUACUACUAAGUCAACAGCGAAUACUAGUAUUAAUGUUUCAAAACCUGACCCAGUAUUAAACACCAAAGUUAAAAACCAUACUCCAACUGUUUCAUCCAAAACUAUCACAGUAAGUCAGACUCUCUCAUCCACCGUAACACCUGCUGUAGAUGAUGACAAGAAACAUGUGCCUUCGUUUCAAGAUACAAGUAGUGAGGAGAAGAAAAAUACUACAACUAAUUCAAAGGCCCACACUGGUAGUUUUAAUGUUUCAAAGCCAUUAACAACAUCAUUAAAUACCAAAGUUAAAACCCAAACUUCAUCCAAAACUAUCAGUGGUAAUCAGACUCUAACAUCCUUAUCUAAGCCUGCUUUGGAUGGUGACCAAAAACACGUGUCUGUAAGUGAGAAAAAAAAUACUACUAAGUCAACAACCAACACUAGUAAUGUUAACAUUUCAAAACCAGUAAUAAAUAAACAAACUCCAUCUGCUUCAUCCAAAACUCUCAGCGACAAUCAGACUCUGCCAUCAUCCUCAAAGCCUACUUUGGAUGGUGACCAGAAACAUAUGCCUUCACUUCAGGGUGCAAGUACUGAGAAGAAAAAUCCUACAACUAAGUCAACACCCAACAAUGCAAAUUUUGAUGUUUCAAAGCAAUUAUUAAACACUAAAACGACUCAUGAUACUUCUUCAAAAAGCAAAGUCAAUCAGACUCUCACACCCUCCACAAAGCCUGCUGUGGUUGAUGUCCACCCACCACCAAAAGACAAACCUGCAGUAAGUUCACCUAUUAAAGUAGUCAUCACUGAGGGUUGCGUUCAGAAGGAGGCUCAGACGGAUUCCAGUAACAAAACCAAAACACAAGAAACUGAGCUCAGUUUGAAACCUGGAUCUCCACUGGUUAUGACCCAUCACAUCAAGCUGGUGCCAGGAACCUGCACAGGAGGUUGUGAGACAGAGAUGACUGCACUGAGGGACAGGGUUGAGUUCCUUGAGAAGGAAAUGUCAACUCUUAAAACAAUGUGCAUUCGGUGCUCAGAAGAGCAGUGCCCUAAAAAUUGUAGUGGCCAAGGCAAGUGUGAGGGUGGAAAGUGUGUUUGUCAUCAAGGAUUCAGUGGACCAGAUUGCAGUGGUACAACAUGCCCAUCUAACUGCAACAAGAAAGGGAAAUGUGUGAAGGGAAAGUGUGUAUGUCAAACUGGUUAUACAGGUCCAGGCUGCAGUAAGGGUCCUGUUAAGAUCGCAGUGACUGUUGAAACUGUGACUAUGAAGACGUCCACUACGAACGACACUGUCAGGCCAGACGAGACAUCAGUGAUGGCGAGGCCAAACAAGACCAUCUUUGUCAAAAGGACAGAUACGAAGGACAUUAAAGCCAAGCCAAGUCCAACAGCAUCCACAAUUAAAACCAAUGUUGUCAAAGUUCAAUCCAACACCACAAGGAACGACAAGGUUAUUUUGACAGUAGGGAAAGCUCUGCUAAAGCUCAAAGAAGGAAGCCGUCAACCGCAAGCAACAAAGGGCAAAACGACAGUCAUUAAAAUGAAUUUAGACAAACAACCACAAACUGAUCUGAAGCUGAAAACUGAAGAAAAUAAAGAGUCCACAAAUAGGUCCAUGUCAAAGAAAAAUAAAGACCUUAAAGAUCAGCCUGUCCCUCAGAAUGUGACUCAGAGAACUGGUAAGAAGAUUAAAGGGAUCUCCGAAGUUCUGGUGAACCUGGUUAAGGACACCAAAGGAUCAUCUAAUGGAACGACAAAAGCCACUACGAAAACUGUAGAUGAAGGGAAAGCGAACAAGCCUAAUGGUACAUCUACUGAAAAAGACAAGAAACCAUCUCAUGGCAAUGUAACGACAGAUCUCAAAGCGGAGAAGACCUUCGAUAAGCAUGCCAAUUGGACAAGUAUUGAAAGUAAACCUCCCGUAAAGCAAUUCAACAGGACAAGCAGCAGAUCAUCAGUUUUUGGAUCAGUUAAGGUUCAUAAUAUCACAUCCACUGGGUUCAUUAUGUCUUGGGAAGCCCCUCUGGAUACAUUCAGGAACUUUACAAUAACAAGAAGGGAAAUCAGGCCAGGAAAUCAUGUAGAAGAUUCAGAGAAAAUUCAGGAUGGUGCAAUGAAAGUAAGCAACAACGGGGCCACGGCUGAAGAUAUGACAGGUGUACAAAGUCCUGGUUCGACCAGAAUCCAUGGUAGCAAACUUGAUGGAAGGACUGUGAAAAAGUUCUCACUCGUUCUUCAAGGUACAGCACGGUCGUAUCAUUUCAAGGGCCUUCAACCUCAAACACAGUACUCGGUUUCCUUGUUCGGUUCUGGUCCUGGAGUGCGAUCCAAAAUCCACCGCCUUACACUAUACACAGGUCCAGAGCCGCCCAGCGACCUGAUCUUCAGUAAUAUAACAGAGACUGCUUUAACAGUAUCCUGGAUGAAACCAAAAAGCAUAGUGGCAGAAUUUAAAGUCACAUACACCAACACUGUGACAGGUGAGAGCAGCUCCAUGUCCAUUGACUCCCAGCUGUCUCAUGUCCUCCUGUCUAAACUCUCUGCUGGUACUACUUAUGACAUCACUGUGAGGUCAUUACUGGAGACACUUGAGAGCGAGCCAAUCACAGCCUCUGUUACUACAGUGCCUGAUUCUCCAACUGAACUGAAGAUGAUGAACAUCACAGACACUAAAGCUCUGCUGGCAUGGAAACCAUCCCAAGCUAAAGUGGACAGUUAUAUUCUCAGUUAUGGGUCUACGAAAUCUCCUAAUGUGACUGUUACAGUUACAUUAUCUGGCAGCACUGUGGAGCAUCAGCUCAGAGGCCUGCAAAGAUCUUCUCUUCACACCGUGAAGAUCACAAGCCAAGUCAAUCGACUCCAGAGUCGCCCGAUUUCAACAACCUUCACAACUGGAAGUGGAGUGAAGCUUCAGGUGGUGACUCCUUAUGAAGUGACCUUUCAUUCAGCUGUGAUUGCAUGGAAAGCUCCCAGUGUGGUAUUCAAAAAUUAUAGACUCACCUACCAGCCGGCAGAGGAAGUCAAGGAGGUGAUUUUAAAUCCAUCUGUGACCCAAUAUGAGCUGACAGGGCUGGCAGACUUCACAAACUACACUGUUAAAAUAGAGGGAGAAAGGGAUGGACAGUACUUUGAUUUUGUCUCUGCUGAGUUCACCACUGCACCGCUUCCAUACCCGUACCCCACAGACUGCUCAGAGGUACAGAUGAAUGGAGUGAAAGACUCGGGAGAUGUUGAGAUUUACCCUGAAGGAAAAGAUGGAGAACCGGUGUGGGUCUACUGUGAUAUGGAGACGGAUGAAGGAGGCUGGACUGUAUUCCAAAGGAGAAUAGAUGGAUCUACUGAUUUCUUUAGGAACUGGAAAGACUACAGUAAAGGUUUUGGUCUCCUGAGCGGAGAAUUCUGGCUGGGAAAUUAUGUUCUUCAUACUCUGACCAGCCUUGCACCAAUGAGUCUGCGUAUUGACCUGCGUUCAGGAAAUGACACCGCUUAUGCUUAUUAUGACAACUUCAACAUUAGCUCUGAGGCAGAUCACUAUGCUAUCGAGCUGUCUGAAUACUCGGGUACUGCUGGUGAUUCCAUGAGAUAUCACAAUGGUCGCCCAUUCUCCACCAAAGACAAAGAUCCAGACACUCUUAGCAUUCACUGUGCUAAAGCUUACAUGGGAGGCUGGUGGUAUAAAAACUGCUACAAGGCAAAUCUCAAUGGCCUCUAUGGUUCCUUCUCAGACAACAAGGGUGUCGUGUGGAUUGACUGGAAAGGCAAAGACGCAUCCCUUCCUUUUACUGAAAUGAAGCUCCGGCCCUCUUAUUUGAGUCAAAGGGCCACGACAACCCCAACAACCCAAGGUUAAAUCUGCAGAGUAAAUACAGUAGUGUGCACUCCUUACAACACACACAAAAAACUGCAAACAAAUGAUGGUAGCUUUGCAAAAGGUGAAAGUAAAUGUCAAGACCUCCAUCCAAUAACAUCUGUUAAUAAGUUAAUAAGAAUUUUUUCUCAUAGUGCGUAGAAAAGUGUAUCCAUGCAUAUGUGUACUGUAUGUAAAGUUCUUGUGUUGUCAGCAUAAUGGAGGUCUAUUGUUUAUUUUCCUCACCUUUACUGGAAUAACUGCACUGUUUUUGGUACUAAACGUUUUGAUCUAUUAAAUCUAUUGUUUAUAUAACUGGAUUUAAAGUUGCUCUCUGAAAAUCUGUGUUAAUUUUACUUUUGAUGUCUCUUUUUUAGA